Lotus japonicus is the source of this 2220-nucleotide messenger RNA. Its product is annotated as mediator of RNA polymerase II transcription subunit 17. The coding region runs from base 60 to 2036 and encodes 658 amino acids. Gene Ontology annotation, cellular component: mediator complex; core mediator complex. Lineage: Eukaryota; Viridiplantae; Streptophyta; Magnoliopsida; Fabales; Fabaceae. The transcript has 8 exons. Gene Ontology annotation, molecular function: transcription coregulator activity. Gene Ontology annotation, biological process: regulation of transcription by RNA polymerase II. The record is from RefSeq and is a predicted model, not a curated record.
AGAGUGGGUUGUCUCUUUCCCUCAGACAUCAAGGAACUGUUGUUCCUCCGAGUCCGACGAUGGACGACGCCAUGUCAUUGCAGCUCUCACUCGACAAGCUCCCAAUCAAGCGUUUGGAGUCUAUCGAAGAAAACGGAUUCGAACGAUUCCCUUCUGAUGUUGAUAACGAAGAGAAGCGACUCUCGUUGAUCAGGCGAAUUGACUUCGCUUGGGCCGUUGAGAAGGAUGAGGAGAGGAAGAAGCAGAAGAAGAGCUCAAAGGAGCCCUCAACACCAUGGCAAUGGCAGGGCAUGAUCGAGAAUUUGCAGUUGGCUCAUCAGGAGCUUUCUGUCAUCAUAGAUCUCAUCAACACUGUGGAAGCAAACGAUGCAGUGACUGUGGCUAGCAUGACAAGGCCAAAACUAUUGCCGAAUGAAGCAUUGUCUGACCUUGCUGUAUCUGCAGCCACCAAGCUGCAAUGCUACCGUCAAGUUGGGAAAUAUUUCAAGCAAUCUGCCAAGGCAUUUGAACAGCAGGUUGCUCGGGAAGCUAGGUUUUAUGGUGCCCUUAUCAGGUUGCAGCAAAACUGGAAAGUAAAACGGCAACGUCAGCCAGCUAUAGGUCCAGGGAAUGAAGGCUUCACCUUUGAUCUCUUUGAUAACACUUAUGACCAAGCAGCUAUUAUCCGGUCAUCAUUGAUGUCCACUGUUCGUGUCAAUCAUGAUGCAGCUGGAAUGCUGGCUAUAAAUGUGUCUCCUAAUUCAUGCCAUUCUCUCCAAUUUGGUUUUGUUGGUACACAAUCAGAUGAUACACAGGGGAAAUCAAAUGAAAACAAAUCCGACAGUGAGCAUCACUUAGGAGAAACUGGCAAAGAAUCUUUAAGUGAUGAAGGUUGUGUUAAGAAAACAAAUUCACUCCUUCGAGAAGUUCAUAAAGCAAUUUUCAAUGAACAGGUGUUUGAUCUGGUGAAUCGUGAAGCAUUUAACACAUCUACAGUUGUCAGUGUGACCGGAAUACGGGAAAAUUAUUUGCAAUUAAGCUUAGGUCAACGAACCUCUGUGUACUUAUCUUUAGUGUCCUCUGGUCAAGAUCAUACUAGAGUUGAAGGUGAACUCACCAAUAAUGUAGAAAAUGCAAUUUUACCUUUUGAAUCUUCUGAUGGAAUGAAACAUGAUGCCAAAUGGAACACCAUCAAGAAGAAAGGGCAGUUUUCCAAUUCUACCUGCUAUGAGAUUUACAUUCAACAGAUUUAUCACGAACUUAUAUUUGGAAGAGGUAGUGAAAAACCAACUUCCUCUGGUAGUCGUUUAUCUGGUGCACAGGCAAAGGAUGGAUCCAGUCUUCUUAGUCAUUUUUUCAUGUCUUUGGCUCAUAGGAUCUUUUCAACUAAAGUUCUUGCGGAACUGGAAAAUGUGGUAUGCAAGGUCCCAUAUCUCCAGCUAAUCUCUAAUCCCACAUGGCAUUCUCGGGGGUCAUCAUGGACACUCUUCAUGGAGGUUCCUCGGUCUAUUCUUCGUGGUAGCCAAAUCAAAACAGUAGAGUAUUGUGAGAAAAACACUAUCAAGCGUCAGUUUUGGACUAAGGUGGUGGUAAAUGAUGAUUGCAUCAUUGUCAAAGCAGAAGGUUCUCCUAAUGUUGCAGGCUUGUUCAAGGGAAAGUCUGAGGAAACCCACUCAAUAAACAAGUAUAACUGCAACUUAGCUGAUCUUGGUGUGGUCAUUUUGCAGCAGGUUGCAAGCCAAAUUAUGAAUUGGCUCCAUCAGGAAGCUUUGAUGGUAGGGAUAAAGGUGAAUCGGGACUUUUUAAGCUUAUCUUUUGAGCUGGAGCAGGGGGAAACCCUUGGCUUAGUUGCAAAUGUGGAUCCAGAAGAUGUUGAAGGCGGUAUAUCUUGGUGGUUGGUCAUGGAGGACAGUUUUGCAGAGGAGCAAAAGCUUCACAUAAACGCCACCAAUGGUGCAUCUGAGUAUAGGAAAUUUUUAGGUCACUUGUCUCUUGAUUUGUUAUACGCAACGCUCAUGGACUUCGUUAGCUUGUGUAGUGGUGGUAGCGGCCAAUGAAGUUUUUAAUCUAUGUUUUCUGGCACUUUUCAAGUGGUAGAUCUUCUGUUUGGUUUAAGUUUUGGCAAACCCAAACUCAUGUUUAUACCAUACCAAACUUAGUUAAAAAAUGAGCUACUGGUAUGUGCAAGAAAUUAAACUUAUUGGGAGGAUUGUGGCUUCUGCCAGCAGCCCCUUUUGGAUA